Effrenium voratum is the source of this 1404-nucleotide messenger RNA. NCBI's taxonomy places the organism in Eukaryota, Dinophyceae, Suessiales, Symbiodiniaceae. The record is from the annotation of a GenBank genome assembly.
AGCUUCACUUAAGCAAGCGCCGUGGCGUUUUCUCCGCGCGGGGGCCCUUCGGCCCGAGGCUCGCGGAAUGGAGAAUCUCACGACGGGUGCUGUCCUGAAGGACAAGUUGACGGGUAUCGCCACGGACUUGAUGAGCAAGGUGGACCAUGCAGUGGAGAGCCUCGGCAAGACCAAGCCCACGGAGGACGCACCCAUCACCUUCAAGGUGGUGCACCGAGGCGGCGCGCUCGUGCGCAGUGGCUACGAGACAACCUCGGCCCAGGUGCACCAGCUCUCUGAGGGGGAGAUCGCCACAGUGGUGGAGCAAGCAGGGCGGCGGGUGCGCAUCAUCAGCCCGGUGGAGGGCUGGGUCUCCGUGGAGACGAGGGACGGAGUGACCAUCAUGCGGCCAACCGCCAUUCAGCGAAGAGGGUACAAGAAGGAGGCCUUUGAAAGUCACUUCGAGAGCAAGUUCGAGCGCCUCAAGGCGAAGCAGCGCCAGGGCUAUGAGAACGACCCACGUGCAGAGGAGCGGUACAAGGAUCGCAGCCCUGAGCAGCCGUACAGGGACGACGACCGCUACGACCGGAGCGACCGUCGCUACGAUGACCGCAGGGAGAUGCGGGACGACCGGCGGGACGACCGGCGGGACGACCGGCGGUAUGAUGACCACAGAGACCCCCGGGACGACCGGCGGUAUGAUGACCGCAGGGACCCCCGGGAUGACCGGCGGGAUGACCGGCGGGAUGACCGGCGGGAUGACCGGCGGGAUGAUUGGGACGAACGUCGAGAAGAGAAGAAGGAGAAGCCAAAGGCGGGGGUGGGGGGUAUGGGGAUUCGCUGCCCGGCUCGAGCGCGGCAACCGGCCAUGGCCGGUCCGCUGGGUCAGCUGCCUGGACUCAUCUGGGACGGCGCGCGCCAGCGCUACUUCGCCGCGAGCGCCGCGAGCGCCGCGCAAGGCGACGGCGCCGGCGACUCGGAUGACCGGGAGCGGCACCAGAAGCGCGAGCGCGAGGUGAGCGUGGAGCAGCUGCCGGUGGAGGCCGCCGUGGCGAGGAGCCUCGAGGUGCGGCGGAGGUCGAAGGGAAGUUGCGCCAUCUGCAUGGAGAGGCUGGAUGGGCGGAAUCUGCGGCUGCCGUGUCGCCACAGCUUUCAUGUCAAGUGCCUGAGCCCCUGGAUGCAGCGAAGGGGAAGCUGCCCCAGCUGUCGGGCGGCAGUGGAUGCUGCGCUGCACGCCGCGCAGAAGUCAGCACGGGAGACUUGGGACGGGACUGAGGAGACAGAAGCUACAGAGACACAGGUGAGCGAGACCUAGCACUGCCCUGGUUUUUGUGGCCUGGCAAAGUGUACAUAACGUGUCCACUUGUCUUGCUGGUGCUCCCCUUAAAUGAAACCCCAAGGGCUGGUUUACAAGGGUCAUUCCCU